Molecule: messenger RNA, 926 nt
Organism: Rhodofomes roseus
Lineage: Eukaryota; Fungi; Basidiomycota; Agaricomycetes; Polyporales; Fomitopsidaceae
Product: S-adenosyl-L-methionine-dependent methyltransferase
Exons: 3
Coding region: 91-819 (242 amino acids)
Source: RefSeq, a predicted model, not a curated record
UCAGUCAGAUGAAGAUUGGCCGCGAUUUACUUCUCAACAGGCGCGCUGCAUCGUACCCCUUCACCUAGGUUAUCGUCGGACGAGGUUGAUAUGUUGGACGGAUCGCAGCACACAAGCUCUUCGCAUGCUCACGACUUCGAGGACGCUAACAAGACCUACUAUGAUAAACAUGCUCACAAGUAUGAUGAGCGGCCCAAUGCGAAGAUCUUGGCGCGCAGACUCGCUUCUGCGAUUCGCCAAAUGUAUCCCAACUUGUUUGAUGAAGACAAGACGACGUUGAUGGACUACGCAUGCGGCACCGGUCUCAUCUCUCGGGAGCUAUGCCCGUAUGUCAAGUCGGUUGUAGGGGUUGACAUCAGCCAAGGGAUGGUCGAUCAGUUCAAUCUUCGGGCCUCGAACCAGGGGCUUGUCCCGGAAGAGAUGAAGGCCGUAUGCGUUGACUUGAAGCAAGACGAUCAUGAACUACGCAGCACGAAGUACGAUGUCAUAGUAUGCUCUAUGGCCUAUCAUCACUUUUCAUCCAUAGAGGAUGUGACGCACCUCCUCGCCUCCUUCCUCCAACCUGGUGGCUCCCUUCUAGUUGCAGAUAUCUAUCGGAGCACUCUUCAGACGGAUAUAUUCCCCCACGAACACGACGCUGGCGGUGACGAACACAUCGUCGCCCACCAACGAGGCUUCGAUGAAGAAGACAUGGGACGGGUCUUCCAGACGGCAGACCUCGUGUGCAAGGACUUCAGUGUUGUGACGUCGGGGAAGAUGCACGGGAAAGACGUCGAUUUCUUUGUUGCGUGCGGCGUCAAGUCCGCUGCAGACUCAUGAAAAUGUUGCAAACCACUUACUCAGAGUUGGUGCGGAUGUCAAACCAUGUAUGUCGUAUGAAUGCUGGGUCUCUUGCGGCCCAUUGGGAUGUGUCGUCGCACGUUCUA